AUGUUCGCCUGGCUCUUCGGCUCGGAUACAAAGGCUCCAAUCUUCCUCAGAAUUCGGAGCUCCAAGACUUUCAUCAUCCUGACCGUCUCUUCUUCCAUCUUCACGGACAGUGAGUUCGUCACGUCAAAGUACCUUCGCAAUCACGAAGCUCACAAAACAUAGUCUUCGCAUAUGGCAUUGUGGUUCCAGGUAAACCAAGAACCCUACAUCGCAUUCGCCACCCAAACUCCAUCUAACCCGCUACAGUCUUCCCUUUCGCCCUCACAUCCAGAGCGGGAAUCGAUCCGAAAAACAUACAGACAUGGCUCUCCAUCUUCCUUGCCGUGUACGGAGCAUCUCUGCUGAUAUGCUCGCCCAUAUUCGGAUGGCUUGGCGACCGGAUGAAGUACCGACAGAUACCAUUCCUGAUCGGUCUGCUCCUCCUCGGUGGCUCGACAGUCAUGUUGUGCGUGGGUAACAGCAUAGCCGUCUUUGCUGUUGGCAGAAUCCUGCAAGGAGCAAGCGCUGCUGUCGUCUGGGUGGUCGGUCUCGCUUUGCUCGUCGAUACCGUGGGACCGGAAGAGAUUGGCAUUGCAAUGGGAUACAUCGGUCUGUCCAUGAGCAUGGCCAUCCUUCUGGCACCACUCCUCGCAGGUGUCGUCUUUGCGAAUGCUGGAUAUUACGCUGUUUUUGCCAUGGUCUUUGGCUUGAUCAUCGUGGACAUUAUCUUGCGUUUCGCAAUGAUCGAGCAGAAGUACGCAAGGAAAUGGUUAUCUGAAGAGCCUUCUUUGGAGCAGGAUGAGCCUUCAGUCGAGGAGCAAGGCGCAGGCGCAGAGACAGACGUUGAAGCGCAAGAUAUUGAAGAGAAGUCGUUGAAAGAAGGACGAGCCAGUGGCCAGGAGCCCGAGACAUAUGUUGAACUUGCGUCGCCAAAGGAUGUUGCCCGCGAACGGGCAGUGGGCGCCACAAUCGCACCGAACGCCCCCACCACUAUCCAAAAAAUCGUUUCCCGCCUCCCGCCAGUCGUAACCCUCUUCGGAUCUCGUCGCCUUCUGGCAGCGUUCUGGGCCAGCACCAUCAAUUCCGCCCUCAUGACCUCUUUUGACUCCAUUCUACCUCUCUUCACGAAGAAUACUUUUGGCUGGAACUCCACAGGCGCAGGGCUCAUCUUCCUCCCGAUUGUCACGAGCUCUUUCCUCGAACCCUUCAUCGGAAAACUGUCCGACAAAUACGGACCUCGAUGGAUUGCGAUGUCCGGUUUCCUCGUUGCAGGCCCUUUCCUGAUCUUGCUGAGAUUGGUAGACCAUGACAGUAUUGGACAGAAAGUGAUGCUUUGUGCCUUCUUGGCUAUGAUUGGAUUGGGACUGGCGUUGGCUUUGACUCCGCUGUGAGUAUGGCCCAAUUUUCCUUGCUUGUUCUAUUCACCAAAGACUGACAAGCGGUGCACAGAAUGGCAGAAUUCAGCUAUGCUGUUGAAGCCAAAGCGAAGCGUCGACCAGCUGGCUUCUUUGGCAAGUACGGAGCCUACGCUCAAUCCUAUGCUCUCUUCAACAUGGCCUGGGCGGCAGGCGCCAUGAUCGGUCCUUUGCUGGCUGGACUGACAAGCGAAGCAUCCGGCUGGCCGACCGCGACUUUGAUUCUAGGGUGUGUCGCACUUUUCACCGCGAUCCCCACAGCCAUCUGGACCGGCGGUAGCAUUUUCAAAGAGCGACAGCAGAAGAAAGACAAAAUCGCACGAUUCAGUGGCACUGAUGUGGAAACCACAUGA
This is a messenger RNA of Lecanosticta acicola, 1747 nucleotides long. NCBI's taxonomy places the organism in Eukaryota, Fungi, Ascomycota, Dothideomycetes, Mycosphaerellales, Mycosphaerellaceae. The record is from the annotation of a GenBank genome assembly.